Rasamsonia emersonii CBS 393.64 is the source of this 1380-nucleotide messenger RNA. RefSeq lists its product as uncharacterized. Lineage: Eukaryota; Fungi; Ascomycota; Eurotiomycetes; Eurotiales; Trichocomaceae. The coding region runs from base 1 to 1380 and encodes 459 amino acids. The transcript has a single exon. The record is from RefSeq and is a predicted model, not a curated record.
AUGAACCUGGAGGAGUUUCUCAUUUACCUCCACAAUGGGGCGUUUACGUCUGCAAAAUUCCUCUUCACCGAUUGCCUCUCCGUCGCGGACCUGAAGAAUCUUCGUCUUGUGUGUCGUAACCUCGAUCUGGUCGCCACGUCGUAUCCUAUUGUCACCCGGCUGUUCAUGUCGUCUCAUCAAGCCGACCUCGAGGCCUUCGAAGGUAUCACGAAGAACAAGCGACUGGCAAGACAUGUCCAACUCAUUAUUUGGGAUCACUCCGUUUACAAUCUGCUCCUUCUCCAUCAAAACCUGUACCUGGAAUAUCCUCGUGUUGAGGAGGCAGAAAAGAGUGAUAAGCAUAAGCAGCGGAUCACGCAAGCUCGCAAGAUGUGGGCAAGGCUUGCGAAGCAGCAACAACGUAUUCUCGUCAAUGACUCCGAUCUCAAGGCUUUCUCAACAGCACUCCCAAGCUUGACAUCCCUCAACAACAUCCGUCUUACGCGACUGGAGUUUGCAUGCCAAUGUUGCUGCGGUUGUAUGUCUCCGGCGCAACGUCAGUGGUUUAACAUUCCCAAAAAGUUGAGGAAAUACCUCGAAGAACCGCAUGACGAAAUGUGUCUAAUGGUUCACGACAAGUGGUUUCCCUGUCGUAUUGUCUACGAUCAUCCCGAGCUUUUUUACACCGUGUUUCCAUCCCUGCCGACUGCAGAUAUCUGGAGUUCUGUCGCGUUCCGUGGCCUGAAGUGUCUCGCCGCUAACCUAGAGACUCCUCUGCCCAAUUUACGACUUCUAUCAUUAGAUGCCCACCCGUCUGAUGUCUUUUCAGGGUCAAGUCAGGAGAUGGCGUUCCUGAAGACCGCGAUUGGGUCACUUGACUGCUUUCGACUUUCUGCCUUCCGUAGUGGAGCACAGAUUUUGAUAGCGCCCUUUCGAGAUCUGAUGUCGUCGGCGAGAAAUCUUACCAGCUUGUGUCUACAUUUUGCCAAGGGUCCAUGGGCCCCCACGAUCUCAUCUCCCGUCCGUCUGUUGACGAAGGUUCCCCCUGCCAGCUUUCCUAAGCUUGCCACCCUUUGCAUCAAAGGCCCAGAUGCUACCUUGAAAGAUCUCACAGACUUGGCACAAUGGUGUGGUGAGGCGGCAAUAGGCACCUUGUAUCUCGGUUGCUUUCAUCUGUCGAAAGAUGCGUGGAUGGAUGUGCUGGAGGCCUGGAAGCAGGAGGGAAGUCUGAAGCAUCUCGACACGAUCUAUAUUCAUGAUGUGAGCGACAUCCAUGUUGCGAGGGGGCGAGGUCGGACUCUCCAAAUCUUGGGGUCAUACAGUUCUGCAGACGAGGAUGCAGUGGUGGACUUUCUCAACGGGGACGGUGACUAUCCUCUUCUAGAGGACAUGUUUUUUUAG